This is a messenger RNA of Anguilla rostrata (American eel), 1633 nucleotides long. RefSeq names its product PAT complex subunit CCDC47-like. Lineage: Eukaryota; Metazoa; Chordata; Actinopteri; Anguilliformes; Anguillidae. Bases 199 to 1332 code for a protein of 377 amino acids. Gene Ontology annotation, cellular component: endoplasmic reticulum. Gene Ontology annotation, biological process: endoplasmic reticulum calcium ion homeostasis. The record is from RefSeq and is a predicted model, not a curated record. The transcript has 10 exons. Gene Ontology annotation, molecular function: calcium ion binding.
GUUAGAUGACAGGCGCAGAGCACGUGUGUUGGGGGUUUAACUGUGACUGAAAGCAUCAGACCCUUGGGUGUCACUCACCAGGAACACGCUUCUAAGCAAUACUCGUAACGGUUGAGAUCGAACUGGUCACUCAAUACAGAUCAACCCGCUCCAUCCUUCAGUGCUGCUCAUUGGUUCAUCUCUGUUCCAGCUGAGGCCAUGCAAACUCUCUUCCUGCUCCCUGUCCUGCUGUUGCUCCUGCACGCCACCGGGGGGUGCUACAAGACCUGGGAUGAUAGUGAAGAGCUAGCCGAGUUUGAUGAGGGUGACUUUGCAGAGUUUGAAGAGGCAGCUGAAGGCGCGUUGGCCGAGGCAGAGCCCAGCGGUAGGCUGGAGCUCAGGGAGGAGCUUGCCCUUGGGCUGGGGGAGGAGCCUGUUGUGGAUCUGGGGGAGGAGCCUGACCUAGAGCCAGAGGAGGAGCAGGAAGAGUUUGAGAAUGGGGAAAUACCAGAUGAAGACAGCAAAUACGACGCCGAGGAGUUUGAGGGCUUUGAAUAUCCCUCCUUCAAAGACCCCAUCAACGUUGUGACGGUGUCCUCGCUCCUGCAGACCCGCUGGGAAAAUUACCACAUAGAGAUCAUUUUGGUCAUGGGGCUGCUUGCUUACAUCAUCGCUUACCUCAUCGGCAAGAGGAGAAACAGCUGGCUGGCACAGGCCUGGUUCAGCUCACACCGGGAGCUCCUGGAGAGGAACUUCGCCCUCGUAGGUGAUGACGGCUCUGGGGCGGAGGUGGUGAGCUCUGGGAAGCUGCUCCCGGUGAGCGAGCACAUCUACAGCCUGUGGUGCUCGGGCCGGCUGUGCUGCGAGGGCAUGCUCGUCCAGCUCAGGCUGCUGAAGAGGCACGACCUGCUCAAUGUACUGGCCAGGGUGAUGAGGCCGGCCUGCGAUCAAGUGCACGUGAAGGUCACCCUGAGCGAGGAGGACAUGGACACGUUUGUGUUUGCGCUGGGCACCAGGAAGGCCUUGGCUCGCAUGCAGAAGGAGAUGCAGGAUCUGAGUGAACUUUGCGGUGAUAAGCCGAAGUCUGGGGCGAAGUACGGGCUUCCUGAGUCCCUGGCCAUCUUGUCGGAGAUGGGAGAGGUGACCGAGGGAGUACUGGACAGCAAGUUUUCUCAUUACCUCGUCAAUCAUGCUGACAAGAUUGAGUCCAUCCAUUUUUCAGACCAAUUCUCUGGUUCAAAGCUUAUACAAGAGGAUGGUCAGCCCUUAAAACUCCCUGAGACCAAGAAAACACUUCUGUUUACAUUUAAUGGUAAGAAAUUAAUUAUUGAUAAAUACUUUGUAGAUGCUUAGUUGAUAUUUAAUAAAGUUAGUCUGUGUGUGGUAAGGCCAAACUGAAUGUGAAUGUCACACAAGGAUGAAAUAGACAAUGCUGAGAAAUGGGUAGCUUACAACAGUAUAACAGUCUGUUACAACAGUAUUAGAAUUUAUCAGUGCGGAAAUCCUGGUUUUCUUUAUAAUAACAUAUUUAUUAAUCUUUCAACAUGUGGAUUAAUCUUCAAAAGUGAAUGUUAGUGAUUGAUAUUGCAGUUACUCAAACUGUGUUGUGCAGUCAUAAGUGCUCACUAUUCUCUCACUGUCAAAAACAUUAAUG